Molecule: messenger RNA, 2350 nt
Organism: Ochotona princeps (American pika)
Lineage: Eukaryota; Metazoa; Chordata; Mammalia; Lagomorpha; Ochotonidae
Gene: ASB16
Product: ankyrin repeat and SOCS box containing 16
Exons: 5
Coding region: 417-1757 (446 amino acids)
Biological process (GO): intracellular signal transduction
Molecular function (GO): protein binding
Source: RefSeq, a predicted model, not a curated record
CCCACCACACGGGCCAACGUGGGCAACUGGCCUUGGUCAACAUCACAGUGGCUGGAGGGGCCUGGUCUCCCUCCCUAAACUGUCCAUCCCGGUGAUCAGGACCCUCACCCUGGAUCCUGCUCCCUUCAGAGAAGCAGGAGGGCAGGGACCCAGGCCCAGUAGAGGGCCUGCUUACCAACCACAGGACAGCAGCAGGGCCAGAGGCUGGCUCAGCUCUUUCCCUGUACCUGGAUCGUAACUGGGCAAACUGUGUUUACUAGGGCUGCGAGGUGCCUAUUUAUAGCCUCAGCUGCUCCUUCUCUGGCUCUCAGAGGGGUGGGGGGCAGGGUGGCUCCUCAGAGCAGGGGUGACCAGCACAGGGCCGCUGACCCUGCCUGAGUGCUACUCCCAGACCCCUGCUCUCCGGUCUCACCACCAUGGCGGGGGAGACCUUCCCCUUCACCUCUUCCACAUUGCGCUCCCUCCGCCUGCAACGGGAGUGGCUGGAGUGGGAGGACCGGCGGCGUGCUGCUGCCCAGCAGUGCCGCAGCCGCAGGUGCCCCUUGAGUCCCCGGGCCCGACUCACUAGGCCUCGCCGCUUCUGCCGAGACCCGGCCGUCCACAAUGCCCUGUUUUCUGGCGACCUGCAGCAGGUGCAAGCGCUGUUCCGUGAUGAGGAAGCUGCCAAUAUGAUCGUGGAGACUGUGAGCAACCAGCUGGCCUGGUCCGCCGAACAGGGAUUCUGGGUGCUAACCCCCAAGACCAAGCAGACAGCCCCUCUCAACAUUGCUGCGGCCCGAGGCUACACGGACUGUGCCCGCCACCUGAUCUUGCAGGGAGCAGAACUGGAUGCCCGUGUUGGGGGCCGGGCGGCCUUGCAUGAGGCCUGUGCCCGAGCACAGCUGGACUGCGUGCGACUCUUGCUGAACUUCGGGGCCAAGGCCGACGUCCUGUCUGAGGAGGGCACAAGCCCCUUGCACCUGUGCACAGUUCCUGAGUCCUUGCAGUGCGCCAAAUUGUUGCUGGAAGCAGGAGCCACGGUGAACCUGGCAGCGCAGGAGAGCGAGAUGACUCCCCUGCAUGUGGCAGCAGCACGAGGCCUAGAGCAACACGUGGCUCUUUACCUGGAACACGGCGCCAACGUGGGCCUACGCACCAGCCAGGGCGAGACUGCACUGAAGGGCCCUGGCAGCAGCAGGCAGCACGAGGCUGCCGCCCGCCGCCUCCUGGAGGCCGGCGCGGAUCCCCGGGCAGCCGGGCGCAAGCGCCAUACCCCGCUGCACAACGCGUGUGCCAAUGGCUGCGGGGUCCUGGCCGAGCUGCUGCUGCGCCACGGGGCCUGUGCUGGAGCCCCCAACGGGGCGGGCCACACGCCCAUGGACUGUGCGCUGCAGGCGGUCCAGGAUGCGCCCAACUGGGAACCCGAGAUCCUCUUUGCAGCACUGCUGGACUAUGGGGCCCAGGCUGUGCACCCGCAGAUGCUGAAACACUGUGCCAACUUCCCUCGGGCCCUGGAAGUCCUUCUUAAUGCUUAUCCUUGCGUCCCAUCCUGUGACUCCUGGGUGGAGGCUGUGCUCCCAGAGCUGUGGCAGGAGCACGAAGCCUUCUACAGCUCAGCCCUGAGCAUGGUGAACCAGCCCAGGCGGCUGCAGCACCUGGCACGCCUAACUGUGCGUGCUCAGCUUGGGAGCCGCUGCCGGCAGGGUGCCUCCCUGCUGCCACUGCCUCCACUCCUCCGGGACUACCUGCUGCUGCGUGUGGAGGGACGCAUCCAGUGAGCCAGGGCCAGGCUUCUCCACAGCCGGGCCAGCCCUCCCCACCUGGCCCACCUCCCACCCUAGUAGACCCAGGCUCUCCCUGUGCGCUUGCCUGUCCUCACAGUUCAGCCCAUCCCUUGCUCCAGCGUGUGGGUCUACAGACUCAGCCAUUGUUCACCACCCCGCUUUGCCCCCAGCCUCGGAUGGAUGCCUCAAGCCUGUGAUGCUGCUAUGCAUGCAUCUGGCCUGCCUGUUAAAAGGCACAGGUCUUGCCUCACCCUGCUCUGCCCAACCUGCCGCUCUCCUGUCAAGGGAGACCUUGGAACGAAUGUUGGAGACAUCUGUGGGAAUCGCAGCUCCAGGCAUUCAUUUCCUUCAGCCCAUCAUCGACACACUACAAAUGGAGGCCCAUGCAGACCUGGACCUCUGGCCCCUAGGACACUUUCAAGUCUUCCUAUACUGCUUACCUAACCUGUUGGAGCUGCUCUGCCCUUCUUAACAUCCAGCAUUUGCAUGGAUUGGUCCCAUCACUUCUGGAACCUUCCAACUCUUUUGACCUACUCAAGACCGAAUGAGCCCACAAGAUUGAGUUCUAUUACACUCUGUGCAGGGCC